CGGAAGAAUCCUUCUUUAACGUUGAAGAACACUGGGAGUCCUCUCAUUCUCUGUUCCAAAUCGGCCAUAGAAGAGCCCCUUCGAGUUCCAGGCAAUAAUCAGGGCAUUGCUUACCAUAUCAAGUGUUACAUUUACCGUAGUACUGGAAUGCACUGCUUUAAUUGGACCAUGAAAACAUUUCUCAACUGUUCUACAAAAUAGAAUCAGUUUUAACUCUGAUUUGUGUAGAACUAAUAUUUAGGAAUGGUGUCUAACUCGGAGAAGGUAAUCUUAUGCUAUUGCAUGAGUGGUGGUGAGUUAGUAACAUAUCCAGAUGGAUCUGUUUCUUACAAAGGCGGCAUUACAAAAGGAGUGAGAGUUGACAGCAAUACCAAAUACAGUGAUUUUAUACGCGAKCUMUGCAGCAAAUUUGAAAUUGAUCCAAACACAGUAACCUUGAAAUAUUCCACUCCAUUUGACAAGAGCCGCCUUCUUGCUUUGUCGGAUCAGUCUGAUUUUGCAAAUUUGCUAGGUUUUAACCAAGGAUUUGCGGAUGUGUAUGUAGUUAAAGAAGAGAGGUGUGUAGAACCCCAGGAAACUACAAGGUGCUCUGGAGAUGUUUUGGUAGGAUCUGUAGUUGAAGAUUCUAACCUUGAGGAAGUAACAAACAGGUCAAAUGACAAAGCUCCAUUGCUGUCUGCAUUAUGGGAGAAUGCCAUAAAAGGGGUAGGACAGAUGUUUGACAGUGGCAAUGAGUUCCGAAAUGCACUUGCCAAUUUCUCAAUAGCUUGCCGUUUUGGGUACAAGUAUAUCAAGAAUGGCCGUGAAAGCAUAAUUGUGCAGUGUGAUGCUGAUGGCUGCCAAUGGAAAAUCUAUGCUAGUGCAGUAGGAAACUCCAACAUAUUUUGUGUACGCAAAUAUGAAGAUAAACAUACCCACCCAACUAAUUAUGAGGACACUGUGAAGUACCGAAUAUCAAAGAUGUGGGUUUCUAAUAUUAUAAAGGAAAAAUUUCGAAAUAACCCUGCUUAUACACCACGGGAAAUAGUUAAGGAAAUAAAGCGUGACUACAAUGUUGACAUAGCUUAUAAACGGGCCUGGCGGGGCAAGGAAACUGUAAAGGAGGCUGUAAAUUUAUCACUGAAGAACUCCUUCAAGCUUGUACCUUGGAUUUGCCAAAGACUGAUUGAGUCUAACCCUGGCACUGUUGCUGUGUACACAUCAAAAAGUGACUCAACAUUCCAUCAGCUAUUUAUUGCUUACUAUGCUUCUAUUCAUGGGUUCCGUGUUGGUUGCCGUCCUAUUCUUUUUGUGGAGGAGAAAUCCUUGAAUGGAAAAUAUCUCCAUACAUUACUUUCUGUGACAGCUGUGGAUGCUGACAAUAGGAUGUUUCCUGUGGCUUUUGCUGUGGUUGAGUCAGGAUCCUUGGAAAAUUGGAGAUGGUUUUUUAGAAAUGUAAAGGUGGCUCUCGAUGACAAUAGAGAUAUCAUUUUUGUGUCUGACAGGAAGGAAGACAUUGUUAAGGCAGUUGAGGAGAUAUAUGGGUCAGUGCUUCAUGCACAUUGUUACCGUCACUUGACAGAAGGUUUCAAGAUGAUGUUAAAAUGCUUACAUUUGUCCCCUUCAGUGCAGGAUGUGCUAAAGAUGUUAUUGGAUGAAAUUGCAUAUGCAAAGACUAGGGUGGAUUUUGACGAUUCUUUGGGGAAAAUGAGGUCUAUUUCAGAGAACGCAUAUGACUGGGUUCUGAAAAAUGAACCUAUUCACUGGGCUAAUUCACUAUUCCCUGGCAAGCGUUAUGACCAGUUCAGUGUGAAUAUUGCCGGUUCUUAUGGUGCAUGGAUUCCAGAAGCACAAGAGUUGUCAAUAAUAGAAUUGAUUAACCUAAUCCAUAAAAAUAUAACAGAUAUCAUGGUUGGAAGGCAAACUAAUUGUGCUGCCUGGAAAUUUCCUGUGGGUGGUACAAUUGAAGAAAUGUUGAAAAGGAAUAUUAGCAAAAGUGAAGGAUUACAUUUUCGUUGUUCAUCAGCCUUUAGAUUUGAAGUGUUUGGGAUUCCUAUCAAUUAUUGUGUGGACCUGCACCAAAGGACUUGCUCUUGUAGGGAGUGGGAUAUGGUUGGUCUCCCAUGUAUACAUGCAUGUGCAGCACUUACAAGUAUUCAAGCUGACAUUUAUUCAUAUGUGGAAAAAUGCUACCUAAAAGAGACACAACAGGCCAUUUACUCAGAGUGCAUGCAUGGAGUAUGGACAAAGGAAAUACCCGAUGGUACCUCCAUGAAUGGGAUUGAUGAUGAUGCUUCAAGUUCUGGACUUGGUCUUCUUCGUCCUCCUUCUCCUCCUCCAUGUCUUCACCGUUUGCGUGGUCGUCCAAAGAAACAUAUGGAGCCUCAAAACAAAGAAAAAAAUAUGGAGCCUCAAAACAAAGAGAAGAGGCCACUUCAUUGCAGUCUAUGCAAGGAGGCUGGCCACAACCGCAAGAGAUGUAAGAACCAGAUGUAACGCUAUCCAAUUGAGGUAUACAUAGUUCUUAUUUCUUCUUUUUUUUUUUUUGACAUCUGACCAUAUUAAAUAUGAAACAACAUAGCAUACAAAAAGAGGGGUUAGCAUUGGUAAUUUAGGUUCUUCAGGAGUGGGAAUGGUGUUUAGGGAUGGUUAUGGCGGAGUGAAGGUGCUUUUCUCGGGGCCUAUUAGAGAUAGGAACUCUUUAAGAACAGAACUGUUGGCUGUAUUACAAUAGUGAAUCUAAGACAAUUAAUGGACAUCAGAAAGUUGAUAAUGGAAGGGGACUAUCAGUUGGCUUCAUUCACAAUAACAGCCAGGCAAUGUGGCAAUUUAGGCAAGUUAUCAAGAAGAUUCAGUGGUUGACAGGUGGAAAGGUUAUAUCAUUUAAAUGGGUCAACAGAUCAGCAAAUGGAAUGGCUGACAUGUUAGCAAAAUUAGGUUAAUAGACAGCAACUUUUCUGGCCUGCAGUAUAAUGAUUUCAACAUGUAUAGGGAUAGGUGGAAUACUUCCAUCCUAACAAGGGAUUUCAUAACCCCAAUAAUCCCUAGGUAGUCCUAGGCUCUGCCUAACCCCAAUAUAAGUUUUAGUAAUAUAUAAUAAACUAGCUCCCGGCUUCUUCAUUUGUUUUUCCCCAAUAUAGUUGUGCCCUGUUUACCCCUUGUUUGGUUAAUGUAUCCGCCAAGUCAUUUGCUUC
Messenger RNA from Nelumbo nucifera (sacred lotus), 3173 nucleotides. The record is from RefSeq and is a predicted model, not a curated record. NCBI's taxonomy places the organism in Eukaryota, Viridiplantae, Streptophyta, Magnoliopsida, Proteales, Nelumbonaceae.